Molecule: messenger RNA, 1549 nt
Organism: Sinocyclocheilus grahami
Lineage: Eukaryota; Metazoa; Chordata; Actinopteri; Cypriniformes; Cyprinidae
Product: neuronal pentraxin receptor-like
Exons: 6
Coding region: 170-1549 (459 amino acids)
Source: RefSeq, a predicted model, not a curated record
GGACAGGCACGUUACAGAGGAAAAGCUGUUGAUUUCGAGCGCUGAAAAUUUACUGAUGAGCUUAAUUCACUCUUAAGGUCCAUAUCUCCCCUUUAUCUUUUGUUUCUUAUCAUCACUGAUUUUUUUAACCGCCACCCUGAAGUUCAUCGUUGUCAUUCUGGCCGCCGGGAUGGUGGCGUUUAUCGGAGCGGUUAUAUGCAUCAUCGCCGCGGUUCACAGCGGAUCUCCACCGGCAUCCGCGGUCGCAGCGCAGCCCCUGGCUGACAACCAUUCACUCUCACCGGACGCAACCGGGAAGGCGUUUUCCACCGGGUCCGUGGCCCGAGCAGGACCGCUGCACGCUCUUCACGGUACCGAUGCGACCAGCAGGGAACGAGGAGGACCGGAGGCGCCAACCUUCUACGGUUUAACUGGACUAGGGACCGGAGGCAGCGAGCAGCAGGUCACCUACAGCAGACUCAUCUGCACCCCUGUCCCCGCCGGUGAGUGCAACCCCAAAAACUUUCAGCAACAAGCGGACGACCCGUCGUUAUACGCGGGAGAGGACUGGGGGUACCUGCGCACCACCGCCGAGGAGCUCCGGCAGACCGUCCUGCAGCAGAAGGAUGAGAUCCUCACGGAUCAGAGAACCAUACGGGAGCUAACGGGAAAGCUCUCGGAAUGCGAGAGCGGCUUGAAGGGACGCAGGGUCCCGGAACGGAGCGCGGGGCUUGGGGAUGCGCGGAAAGAGAAUAAGGAGCAAAUCAUGAUGCGGGACGAUGCGGGGUCCUCGAUGCGGAGCACUCAUGCGAUGGAGGAGCUGGUGCAUGCCAUAACUCAAAUGAAAGACCGCAUUGAGAAACUGGAGUCUGAAAUGGCACCACCAGCGUUCAAUCACACAGACACAAGCUCAAAGAAAGCAGCAGGUGCUGCUCGUAUGCCAAUGGCAGCUGCGCAGAGACGAAUGGAGGAUCUGGAAGGAGAACUGAAGAGAAAGAUAAAACUGCUGGAGGAAGAGAGGAAAGCGCUGCAGAAAGAGACACAGAAACAUCAAGAGCAUAUUGACUACGGACUGGACACUGUACACCAGCGGAUAAGCAGCCUGGAGAAAGGUCUCUCUGAGAACAAGUUUCCAGAGGGUUACAGGCUCUCGUUCCCUGUACGCAGCACUUCCAUGUAUGCCACUGUAAAGCAGGAAAUCCCAGCCCUCCACACUCUGACUGCCUGCAUGUGGAUCAAACCUGCAAAGAGCAUCUUGGGAACAGUAGCUUCUUAUGCUGUUUCUGACCAGAGCCACGAAUUUGUGCUUCAGCAGUUGGUUCAUGGACCCAUUGAGCUCAUCAUUAAUAAUGAGGUGGCGCCGUUACCUCUGAACUUAACAGUGGGCAGAUGGCAGCAUAUGUGUGUGAGCUGGAACCGGAGAGCUGGAACGUGGCAUGCCUACUUAGGGGGCAAACUAAAGCUUGAAGGAAGUGACCUGGCAACCCGUCACAGCAUCCGACCGGGAGGAACUCUCAUACUUGGCCAAGAACAGAGCGUCAGUGUGCGGUCUUCUCGCGCACUGUGCUGA